AAGAGGUCACCGUUGGUUUUCAAGAUGGCGGCCCUCAAUGUGCUGGUGUACAACUGUAGACGGCUGCUCCGUGGGGGCUUUCUGGCUGGCCCGAUCGCGACCAGCUGGGCUCGGCUUCCAGCUCGCGGGUUCAGGGAAGUGGUGGAGAUCCAAGAAGGGAAGACGACUACAAUUGAAGGCCGGUUAACAGGGACUCCCAAGGAAAGCCCAAAGCCCCCGAACCCCUCUGGCCAGUGCCCCAUCUGCCGGUGGAACCUGAAGCACAAGUAUGGCUAUGAGGACGUUCUGCUACUCAGUCAGUUCCUCCGGCCUUGUGGAGGCAUGCUGCCUCGAAGGAUCACAGGCCUGUGCCAGGAAGAACACCGUAAGAUUGAGGAGUGCGUGAAGAUGGCCCACCGAGCAGGUCUCUUCCCAAAUCACAGCCUCAGCUUCCUGAAAGGAUUUGUUCCGAAGAGCAAACCCCAACUCAACCGGUACCUGACCCGCUGGUCUCCACGCUCUGUCAAGCCCAUCUAUAAUAAAGGCCAUCGCUGGAACAAAGUGCGCAUGGCCGUGGGGUCACCCCUCCUGAAAGACAACGUCUCCUACUCAAGAAAGCCUCUGAUGCUGUAUCACUGACUGGGAGCAGGGCUCCCUGAGAACGUGACCAGAGCACCCGCACUCCAGCCCCAUCCCGCCACGGCGGCCCAGCUCCCCCGGCAGGUGCGAGAGGCGGUGGGGACCGACUUCAGUGCCCCCAGCCCGCCUGGCAACGGCACCGGGACGAUGGUCGGGUCCCUGAGCAGCAGCGGUGGUCUCGUGACCGCCGUGGGCCAUGCUUAGUGCUGGGGAACAGGAGUUCUCCCCAAAGGAAUGUCAUCAACCAGGCUCUUAGACUCUG
Messenger RNA from Zalophus californianus (California sea lion), 880 nucleotides. RefSeq names its product mitochondrial ribosomal protein S18A (gene MRPS18A). The transcript is spliced from 6 exons. Bases 25 to 618 code for a protein of 197 amino acids. Gene Ontology annotation, molecular function: structural constituent of ribosome; small ribosomal subunit rRNA binding. Gene Ontology annotation, cellular component: ribosome; mitochondrial small ribosomal subunit. Gene Ontology annotation, biological process: mitochondrial translation. NCBI's taxonomy places the organism in Eukaryota, Metazoa, Chordata, Mammalia, Carnivora, Otariidae. The record is from RefSeq and is a predicted model, not a curated record.